CUGAUUUAUCACGUUGCCGAUUAUUUAAGUCUUAAGCUUUUCUAUAACCAAAGAAAAACAAUGUCUUAAGCUUUUGAAGACUUUUGUCACAAAUAUAGAUACUAUAGCAUCUUUGUAGUUAAGCUUUUGAAGUCUUUUGUCACAAAUUUGGACACUAAGCAUCUUCUUUAUCAAGUAUAUCACUACAAUGGACACUAUAUAAUUAGCAUCUUUAUCACUACACAAGUGUUGAAGUGUAUAUCUAUAUAUAAGGAUCAAGAGGUCAAGUAUAUAGUAUAUAACUAGAACGCACGUGUGUGUAGUAGUAGAUGUGAUGGGUGCGAGAAGCAGCCAUACAGUGGAUCCAGUGGUGAGUCGGAGAUACUCAUCGGAAUCAGAGGCGGUGCUGGUGGUGCGACGCCGACCGUCUAUGGUGAACGGAGGAGGAUUCGUAGUGAGCAAUAACAAACAACAAGUAGUGUUUAGAGUUGAUGGGUGUGGAGUUCUUGGAACAAAAGGCAAGCUUCUCUUGACAAAUGGUGACGGUGUUAAUUUGCUUCUCAUCCGCAAAAUGGUAAUUCUUCUAACUUUAUUACUUUACAGUUUUGAUUUCAGUUUUGGUUUUGGAUAUGAUAAAGAAGGCACAGAGAGGUUGGUUUUCACAUUGAAGGAUCCAAAAGAUUCAUGUCUGGUUCCUAACAACAACAGUUCUUCAAUCAUAAUCUUGGUUCACGGUAAACCGAAGAUAUUAUCAACCCACAAGAGCUAUGUGGAGAUCAAAGGCUCUUUCACAGAGAGAGAUUGUAACAUCAUGAAUUCAGAUGGCAGAGCCAUAGCUAAGGUAAGAACAGAUAAAGAGAUGGAGGAAAUGGUGGGGAACAAGACGACGGAUCUGUAUCAUGUAAUAGUCAAACCAAACGUUGAUCAAGCUUUCAUCAUCGGUCUCAUCGCCGUACUCGACUAUAUCCAUGGCGAAUCCACCAUUUGUUAAUAUUGUAUCUGUUUAUUAUUAUUCUCUCUAUAUAUUUAUGUCGUCACAACAUACUUAAUUUGUUAAAACCACAUAACAAAAGUGUUUGCUUGGAUAAUAACAUUGCCUAAUCAUAAGAUUUAAACAAUCAAAUUUCGCAAUUAAGAUCGAGUUACAAGAAAAAACUAAUUAUUAUACAGAAACAACACAACAAACUGUAACCAGAAUUACAAACAUGAAACGCCUCUUUUUAUAGUUUUUUCCGAUUUUUAGAUUUUUCUCAUCAAUCAAGCACAGGGACAUGGAUCAUCGGUGACGG
Molecule: messenger RNA, 1268 nt
Organism: Camelina sativa (false flax)
Lineage: Eukaryota; Viridiplantae; Streptophyta; Magnoliopsida; Brassicales; Brassicaceae
Product: protein LURP-one-related 16-like
Source: RefSeq, a predicted model, not a curated record